This is a messenger RNA of Tetrahymena thermophila SB210, 771 nucleotides long. RefSeq names its product inhibitor of apoptosis-promoting Bax1 protein. Lineage: Eukaryota; Ciliophora; Oligohymenophorea; Hymenostomatida; Tetrahymenidae. Gene Ontology annotation, cellular component: membrane. The record is from RefSeq and is a predicted model, not a curated record. The transcript is spliced from 2 exons.
AUGGCAGAUUUAGAGAACUAGAACCAACCCUACAGUCAAAAUAACAACUAUCCUAACUAUGGGGCUAAUGAAAACACUGGAUAUGAUUACGGUAGUUCUAAAGGUUUAUUAGGACAUGACACCAGAAUGAAAUUCAUUACUAAAGUAUACUCUAUUUUAUCAGUUCAAAUUGGUAUUACUUGUGCUAUGUGCUUCAUCGCAAUUGAAAACUCUGGAUUUAAUAGCUUUUUAAAAGAUUCUUCUAACCUUUGGUUGUUUUAUGUUUCAAUUGUUAUGACUUUAAUCCUCUGCAUCAUGAUUGUUUGCUACAGGAAAUUCGCAAGAGAAGUUCCUACGAAUUACAUAUGUCUAUUCCUAUUUACUUUAUUCGAGUCUUAUAUCGUUGCUUAGAUUUGUGUUCUUUAUUCCCCUAGAAUUGUUAUUAUGGCAGCUCUUUUGACUAUGGCAAUGUUUAUAGCUUUAACUGUUUAUGCAUUUACAACUAAAACUGAUUUUACAGUCAUGGGAGGUCUUCUAUUUGUUUGCCUCUUUGUUUUUAGUCUUGCUGGUCUCUUUUUACUAUUUACAAACAAUAAUGUUGCUCAUAUCAUAUAUUGCUGUUUUGGUGUCAUCAUUUUUUCAAUUUACAUCAUUUAUGAUACAUAAUUACUGAUGGAUAACAAGACUUACUCAUAUGAAAUCGAUGACUAUAUUAUUGCCUCUCUCCAACUAUACUUGGACAUUAUUAAUAUUUUCCUUUAUAUUUUAGAAAUCCUUGGUAGAUCUGAUUGA